Adineta steineri is the source of this 3120-nucleotide messenger RNA. The record is from the annotation of a GenBank genome assembly. NCBI's taxonomy places the organism in Eukaryota, Metazoa, Rotifera, Eurotatoria, Adinetida, Adinetidae.
AUGUCAACUGAAAAAGUUUUAUGCUGUUUUAAAAACUUGAACGUUGAUUCACGCGGAUCAACGAUUCUUGCUAGAAAUUUAAAUAAUUCUUUUAAAACAAAUACCUUCGAUAUAAUUGGAACACAAGAAGCAAAUGAUAGCAAAUGCGAAUUGGGAUGUGAUCUAGAUGAAGCCCAUUUUAUUAUGCGUCAUUUGGCAGAUUUGGUAACAAGUAAUCACCGAUCAAUUUGGUUUACAUAUAAAACAAAACCAUCGGAUGAGUCAACAGAAAUUAAUAAAUUUAAAUUUUCUCAUACUCAAACACAAAAAUCUUGGACAGCACUUUAUAAUUUCGGUUCAAUGAUAUCUUAUGAUACAUUUAUGAGUCAUAUUCAUGAUAAUCGAUCUCCUGUUUGGGUUAACAUAGGUAAAGAUACACGUGGAAGACCAAAAAGUAUUGUUUUACAAGAAAAAUAUUCUAAAUAUCGAAUGAUAUUUGAUUUUCGUAUGCUUCAUGUCGAUAUUCUUGUUAAAUAUGGCCAAGAAGAGAAGAAUGAAUCAAUUCAAAUUGUGUUUAUGCUCAAAGCAUCACCUGAAAUUAAACAAAAACUUGCAACUGGAGAAUACACCAGUAUACUUAGAAUUUGUGAUUCAUCAAAGCAUCCAAUGAAUAUUGAUACUAUUUGUCAAUGUUCAAAUUUAUGGUUACAAUUUGAUCGUCGCACAGAUGCGUGGGAGUUUCUUGAACCAUUUCCUAACUUCAAUAAAACAGAGAAAUUUGUAAUAAACUAUGCUGAUUUUCGAUGUAUUCCAUCUUCAAAUUACAAAAAUUUACAAGCAUCAUUAGAUACUCGUAGUUUUUCAUCUGAAUUAGGUUCUUAUGGUAUGACAAUGCUUUGGUCUCUUGGCUAUGUAUUUAGAGAUAAAUAUCUUGUGGACAAUGAAUUACAUACGAUGUUUGUUUCAUAUUACAAAAAAUCACCUGAAAAAUUUUAUGAUUUAUGUUCUACUUUAUGGAACUUUCUUCAAAACGAUCAUUGCUAUUCUAUUCGAAGCAUUUUCAAUGAUCCGACUUUAAUUCAUUAUAAUUUUGAUAAAAAUAAACAUUAUAUUCCACAUGUCAUUGUAACACCAUUACGUGUUUUAUAUCAACCAAAGCAUUCAACAACUCCUCAUCGAGCUAUGCGACAAUACAAUAAUAAAAAACAAUACCAAUGGAUGCUUGUCUAUAUGAGAGAUGAAGAUAGUUUAAGUCAAAUAAGUAAUAUUCGUGACAACGAUGAGCUUCAAGAUCGAUAUAAGCAAAUUCUACAAAAUGGUUUGUGUUUGGAAUUAGUUCUAAACAAAAAAUUAAUGUGUUUUUAUUUUGGUUCAUCGGGAAGUCAAAUGAAGAAACAACAAUAUUGGUUUUUAGGAUGUACUAAUGCCAAUUCAGAAAAUGCUGCAUCUAAGAUUGACAAAGCCCGAAGAGGAUUAGGUGAUUUGGACAAAAUUAAAAAUGUUGCAACAUAUAUUGCUCGAGUUGGUCUUUAUCUAAGUAUAUCCAAAUCAACUGAUAUUAAAUUAACUUUUAUCAAACCUUAUUGGUCAUGGUCUCAAUUACGUGUAUUCUUUCGAAGACGGAUAAAACUUUCUACUGAUCAGAUGGAAUAUAGAGCCUAUCUUAUUGAAGAUAUUGAACAUAACGGAUAUACUUUCACGGAUGGUGUAGGCAAAAUAUCAUUAGGUCUUGCGAAAAAAGUAGCCAUAUCGAUUGGAAUUCGUAUCAAUAAAGAUGAAGACAUACCAUCCGCCUAUCAAGUGCGUAUUGCUGGUUGUAAAGGAAUGUUAUCUAUUGAUCCUGAAUCUGGAAUGAAUGAUUAUUAUAUAAAAGUUCGAAAAAGUAUGAUGAAAUUUAACAAUGAUGAUUGGACACUCGAUAUCGUAGAUCAUUCUCGAUUAAUGUGUCUAAGUUUAAACAAUCAAAUUAUUCGUCUAUUAUAUGAUCUUAACGAAGAGAAUAAAGCUGUUAUUGAAUCACUACAAAAUCUUUGCAAGUUACAAGGUCAAUGGCACCCGCCUGAAGAAAACUAUUACAAUAUAUUCGAUUCACAGGAUAUAGAUCGUAUAAAGGAUGCAAAUAGACGACAAGGCUACAUAAAUGCAAAAGACUUACUGCGUCGUAACAAGAUUCCAUUACCUGUUGAUGAAGCUCGAUGUUUAUUUGGCAUUGCGGAUGAAACAAGAUCAUUAAAAGAAGGUGAAUGUUUUAUUCAAUAUCAAACGAUGGAUCGAAAAUCUUAUAAAAUUGUAACAGGCGAAGUUCUAGUAACAAAAAAUCCAUGUCUUUAUCCAGGUGAUAUUCGUCGUCUCAAAGCUGUUGAUAUUCCUGCACUUCGACCAUUUAUCCGAGAUUGUAUUGUUUUUCCUGUGCAAGGAUCUCGACCACACUGCAACGAAAUCUCGGGAUCUGAUCUUGAUGGAGAUCUCUAUUGGGUCUAUUGGGGAACAGAACUUGUAGUUAAGAAUAUCAUGCCACCCUUAGCUUACACAGCUACUUCGAAGGACACAGUACCAGAAGUUACGCAUGAAUUAAUUAUCAAUCAUAUUCUUAACACAAUGGAUGAUCAAACAUCUGGCAUUAUCUGUAACAUACACUCAGUCAUAGCUGAUAAGGAUCCAGAUGGUACAAAAUCGAAGGAUUGUAAAUAUCUUGCAGAACUUUUUCCUCGAGCGAUUGAUUCAGUCAAAACUGGUGAAGAAAUUGAUACGGAAAUGGAAAUGGUUAAGGAAUUAAGAGAAGAAUGGUGUGAUAAAUAUCCCAAUUGGAUGAUGAAAGAGGAUAAAUCAAUUUACAAAAGUGAAACAAUCAAUGGAUAUUUAUUUAAUAAAGCUCAAGAAUUGAAAAUUAAUGGAUACGAUUAUAAAUUUAUGCAUGUGAAAUAUGAUAAAAUGAAUCAAGAUACUAGAAUUAAAAUACAAACAGAAGAUGAUAAGCGACAUCUCUUUGGAAACAAAAAACGAUGUGGUUUAUCUAUUCAACUCAUCCGAAUUCCGCGCUAUUUAAACUUAUUGAAGCAUAUGUCUCUUUUACGUAAGAAAUAUCGAAUAUUACUUACAUGCUUAGUUAUUGUAAUUAUCAUAUAUUAUGGUGUCUUUUAA